AUGGAUUCUACGAAUCCAUAUACUCGGCCUUCCAAUUUCACUGACCUGUUGAACAGUCAACAAGACAGUGACCUUCCUAAGAAAGAAAGAAAGAAAUGGUCUGUCUCUGAUGAUUUAGUGCUCAUUAGCGCCUGGUUAAACACCAGCAAGGAUCCGGUAGUAAGCAAUGAGCAGAAAGCAGGAGCUUUCUGGAAGCGCAUUGCCAAUUACUUUGCAGCUAGUCCAAAGGUGGCAAGAGGUGAAGAACGAGAGCCUAUUCAGUGUAAACAAAGGUGGCAAAAGGUGAACGAUCUUGUUUGCAAGUUCUGUGGAGCUUAUGCGGCUGCAACAAAGCAGAAAACAAGUGGUCAGAGUGAAAGUGAUGUUGUUAAACUGGCACACCAAAUCUUCUACAACGACCAUAAGAUGAAAUUCUACCUUCACCAUGCUUGGGAGGAGCUGAAAAAUGACCAGAAAUGGUGUGCGCUUGCGAGUACUAAGAUUGAUGGACCACAAUCAUCAGGCGGUAAGAGGAGGAGGUGUGAGGAUGGAGCGCAAUCAGCUUGCUCUGAAGCAACCACUAAUCGAGCUGAUCCUACCGCACGUCCUCCUGGUGUUAAGGCAUCGAAAGGAGCAUGUGGUAAGAGACCAAUGGUAGAUCAGCAGGGUGUCACUCAGUUUCAAAACAUGGUGUCUAUCAAAGAGAAAGACAUGUCUAUCAAAGAGAAAGACAUGGCACUGAAAGAGAGACUCUCGAAGAUGGGACUUCUAGGCAAUCUCAUUUCAAAAACAGAGCCACUCUCGGAAUAUGAAGAAGCGCUUAAGCAGAAGCUAAUCACAGAGAUGUUGGGUGAUUAGUGUGUCUGUCGCAUGUUUAAAUUAGAAACAGAAGUUGUGAUAUGAAGCAAGCCACAAGAUUCUUAUUGAAGUCAGAAGAAGCAAGAGAAGUCACGGGUGUGUAUGUUUGUAUGUCUGUAUUAGUCACAAGUUUGUCAUGAGUCUGUAUGUCUGUAUUAGUCAAGAGUGUGUCAAGUUUGUCACGGGUCUUUGGUAUGUUUGUCACGAGAGUGCUUUACUUCUCUCCUUUUCUAUAUAAGUCACAAGUUUUGUAUACAAAAUUUACAAGUUUA
Molecule: messenger RNA, 1109 nt
Organism: Brassica napus (rape)
Lineage: Eukaryota; Viridiplantae; Streptophyta; Magnoliopsida; Brassicales; Brassicaceae
Product: glutathione S-transferase T3-like
Exons: 3
Coding region: 1-837 (278 amino acids)
Source: RefSeq, a predicted model, not a curated record